AUGGACCGCUGGAGGGGCAGAGUGGCCCUGGUGACCGGGGCCUCUGUUGGGAUCGGUGCCACCAUUGCCAAAGAGCUGGUCCGGCAUGGUAUGAAGGUGGUGGGCUGUGCCAGAGACGUGGAGAGAAUACAGGUCUGUUUGUGACUUGAAACUUUUCUAUUCUCCUUAAGAAUCACUGGUAGUUGCAGAGAGCGCAGCUUUUACUUGCUAUAAACGUCCUGAUUGUCGUAUAUUUAAAAAAAAGUGAUUAGAUGGAGUUUUUAAAAAAGAUAAAUUAAAACUCUUUUUUUUUUUUUUCCCCCCCUAUCACAGCAGCCUAAUUUAACAUGUAUUAAAUAGGCUGAAUAAGUAGAUCAUGAAUGUAGUCUAACAGGCAAAUUCAUCAUAUUUUCAAAGUAGAGUAGAAAAAUUGGUCGUUGUUUAUCAUUGUUGUCUUGAAUAAAUCAUUUUCUCUUUGUAAGUCUUUCACCAGCCAUAUAGGUUUGGUAGUAAGUGAUGACUUUGUUAAUGUUUCUCCUGCUCGUUGGCUAAAUUCCAAGUGAUGACAAAGGUGAAACUGAUCCCUGGUUCUUAUGUAAAACAGAAAAAACAGUUAAUCUUCUUCCCUAAAGGUGUUUCUUCUGUACACACAUAAAAACAGGUUGUGGUUUACACGACUGUAUAUUAAUUUCAUAAGCUGUCUUUCUUUUAAAAACACACAUUUAAAGAAGCUUGUGAUAAACAGUUACUACAGUUACUGAACUUUGGCUGUUACAACUUUUCCUUCAGAUGUCAACAAAGUCUGCGAAGAGAAAGGACUAUUUAAUUUACAGAAGAGGCUGAAGAACUUUCUUUAGACACAUUAAAAAUAAAACCAACUUCACUGAGUACAUCGUAAAAUUCACAUCUGUUUGAUAUGAUUUCAGAAACUGGCAGCUGAGUGUCAAAGUGCCGGCUACAGCGGCGUUUUGGUGCCUUAUAAAUGCGACCUGACCAACGAGGAGGAGAUCCUGUCCAUGUUCUCUGCCAUCAAAUCUCAACACAAAGGUGUGGACGUGUGCAUCAACAACGCAGGCCUGGGUCAUGCAGAGCCGCUGUUAAGUGGAAGAACCAGCGGCUGGAAGGACAUGUUUGACGUAAGAGCAAACAGUAGGUUAUGAGGUCUGAAAAAAACACAUUUCACCUCUGUCUGUUCAAACUUUGGUGUCUUUAUUUACUGUUGAUUUGUUGUUUUUUGUCUUGCAGGUGAACGUUCUUGCGUUGUGCAUUUGUACACGUGAAGCGUAUCAGUCAAUGAAAGAGAGAAAUGUGGAUGAUGGGCACAUAAUACACAUUAACAGGUACAGUUAAUGUUUCAAUAAGGAGUUUUUUCAUGACCAAAGAAAAGAAGUUUAAAGUAUGACUCAGAAAUAAACUUGGUUAUCAAACAAGGUGUGUCAGCCUUAUCUCCAGCUGUUACUUGUGAUUACUGUGUGAUUAAAUGCCGACCUGGUUUAUCCAUUUAUUCUUCUGUUUCAGCAUGAGUGGACAUGUUGUGUUGCCAAUCCCUGACACACACUUUUACUCCUGUACCAAGUUUGCUGUGACGGCCCUGACAGAGGGUUUGAGACAGGAGCUGCGUGAGGCGAACACCCACAUCAGAGCCACAGUGAGACUUCAGCGCCGGUUAUCUACUUUGAACAAAACCACUCUAGCUACAGAUUAUCAUUAUUUACUUCCGAUAAGUUGUGUUAAGCAGGUGGCCCCCUUCCCCUCUACGUGCAUUUCAUGGUCCCUGUGAGGAAAUUCAUUGUCACUGUUUGUGCAUUACAAGGAGACAACGCUGGACAUCACAGACAAUGACAGUAUUCAGCCGACAUGGCAGUAAACAACAGUGACAAUAACAAUGCAGUGACAGGCAGACAGAUCAGCGGGGCCUGCUGUUCAGGGCGGCUAUGGCUGCAGGGAUCAGGCUUCUCCCCAGGCGAGCCCUCCUGAACUUGAUUGAUCUGUACCUGCGCCCUGAGGGUAGUGGGAUGAUGUACUGGUGUAGUGGGUGGGUGAUCCCCUGUACUACGGUGUUUGCGAGAAGAGUGAUGGACCUGUUUAGUUCUGUGAGGUUGGGUGCAGGGAGAUCAAUGAUUUUUGCAGCUGUGUUUGUGAUUCUUAUGAGUUUGUGACAGAAAGCAUUGUGAAAAAACACAUGGAGCAGUAAAGAAGGAUGGGUUUCACGUGCAUAUGUGAAAAGCCAAGGCAGCAAAGAGUCAGUUAGUGAAAGAGUUGGCGGUGAUAGCUCGAGGUUGAAGCAGUUAAAACAGGAAGUCCAUUUUGACAUUUGGAUGUGCAGAAGAUAAUUGAUAACUUGGGGUUAUGAUCAGCUGAUUUAUCCAAGGCUGAGCUUGACUUGAUGGCUGACCUAACGUCACAUAGUGCUCAAUUAAAAAUACACAUAUUCAUACUUUUUUCCCACACUUUAACACAUAAGUUAUCUCUGACAAUCCUCUGCUUUUUCAGUGUAUUUCUCCUGGUUUGGUGGUGACUGAAUUUGCCCAGCGGCUCUACCCUGAUAAUCCUGAAAGAGCUGCUGCUCUAUUCUCUAAGAUAAAGGUAAAUAUAUUUUUCAUACUCAGUAUUUCUGGUAAAAUUAGAAAAACAAAUCUCUUACUCUAAUUCUGUUACAGGCUAUGGAUACCAUAGAUGUUGCAAACGCUGUUAUAUAUGUCCUGAGUGCCCCUCCACAUGUGCAGGUGUGUGGUUUCUCUUUCUUAUAUAUGUCGGAACGUAAUGAAUAAAUUUUUUAUAACCCUCACUCCUUUUUGUUUUGCAUUAUGAAUAUUUAUAAUAACAUAACCUUUAAUAUGCUUUCUCUAACAGAUCAGAGAUGUACAGAUGCUACCUGUGGAGCAGGUGUUGUAG
Molecule: messenger RNA, 2874 nt
Organism: Xyrichtys novacula (pearly razorfish)
Lineage: Eukaryota; Metazoa; Chordata; Actinopteri; Labriformes; Labridae
Source: the annotation of a GenBank genome assembly